AAUAUCAAUUAUUACCUCACGAUUUCUGACAACUUGAUAUCUAGAAACCUGACGCACCCCCGUUACCAUGGAAACUAAAAUUUUCAAAAGUUUUGUUUUUUUCAACCAUUUACCACCAUUCUCAUAAUAAUGGGUGCUGGAGAAGGUACUAUAAAAAAACUCAAAAAAUCUAAGGCGGGUGGGGAUGCUUCAUCAAAAAAACUCAAAGGGGCCAAAAAAAAGAAAGGGAAAGGUGGUAAAAAGAAGUCAAAAAUAUCGUCGGGAGGAUCAACUACAGAUGACGAAUACAGGGGUACCGAUGCUGGUUCGUUAGCUAAACCACAAAAAUUGAACCAAACCUGUAUCACAUCAUGGUCUGAACCAACUACCUGUUGCGUUGAUCUAAUCGACAAAUCCACUUCACCCUGUCCACCUCCAUGUGGAGAUGCAAAAUGCAGGGAUGUAUGCUUGAAAUUAGUGAAAAAAGAAAUGGGAGAUCAUUUCCAAGACCAAGAAGCCCAGGCAAGACUGUGCAUCGAAAGAUUGUCAAAUGAAAGAGAUUACUAUAGAGCAGAAUUUGAACGUCUUAUAAAGUUCUUUGAAAAGUUGGGAUCGACAGCUGAAGAUGAGGAAGGCAUCGCUUUGGGAUGCAUAGCUUGUCAGAAAAAACAGCAAAUGAUUGAAUACUUGCAAAAGGAGAACGAACUUUUAUCGAAGGAAAAGCUUUGCCUUAUGUCACGUUUAGAAGAAGGAGGUGGCAACCUUGACUCGGAAUCUCCUACUAAAAAGUGCUGCAGGUCUUCAUGCAAAAGAAUUGAGAGAGAAAAAGAUCUACUGAAAUUGGACGUACAAAGGUUAGAACAAGAAGGCGAUUGUUUAAGGGAGAAAUUUAAGAUAAUGAGUGAGAAUAAAACGAAUGAUUAUGCAAAGUUCCAAACGCAACGAGGUGAAUUUGAAAUGACUAUUAGGAAAUUGGAAGGAGAAAAAAAGGAACUCAUAAAGAGUCAAGGUCUUCGACGGGUUCAAUUCAAUGCCCUUGAAGAGAAGGUAGAUAUGUAUGUCAAUUUACUGAGAAAUGCCCAAGAGGAAAUACACAGAAUUAAAACGCAAUACUGCCAACUGAAAAAACUCCACACCCAAUGUGAUGCAGCUUUGUUAGAUACACAAAAUCAGCUGUUAGAGGUAGAGGCACAACUGGUGAAAUAUCAGAACAAGGAAGAACAGGAGGCUGCUGCUGCUAAACAACGGCAACUAGGAUAUGGCAGCAGUAAAUCAAACAAUAAAGAAGCACAAGUUUAUGCUCCACCAUGUUCAUGUACCGAUGCUGGUACUCAACCUGAAGAAAAAGGAGAUGCACCAGAAACAUCGGAAGAAGAUAAAGCAACAAUAAAGCAACUAGAUGAGGAAAAAGACGAACUUCUGAAUCAAUUAGACAUGAAAACCGAAUUGCUAUGCCAAUGCCAAGAGGAGAAUGAAUCGAAGGACGACCUUAUCUUAAGAAUGAAACAAGAAAUUGAGUAUCUCCAAGAAGAAAUAAAGGACAUGGAGGGAGAAAUGGUGGAGCUCAAACUGCAAUGUGAUAAAUCCGCAAUGGUGAUUGAAGAAAAAGAGACAGCAAUAAAGAAUUUACAGACGGACAAUGAACAGAAACAAACGGACGUAAAAAAAAUUCAGACAGUUGUUGAAGAAAAGGUGGCGCUAAAUAAGUCACUUCAAGCGGAAGUAGAACAUUUGAGCAAGGAGACAUUUGCUCUUGCAACUUCUAAUCAUUUACUCCAAACAGAAACAUAUCAGAGUAAGAUUCAGAUUUCUGUAGCUAUUGAAACUGUGACCGAAUUAGAAAACAAGACAAAGCAAUUAGAGGAAGUCAUCGAGGAAUAUGAGCAUAAGAUCCGGCUAUUGAAAAACGAUAUAGAGGAUUGUCGGACACAAAUGAACAGGAAGGAAAUCGAAAUCAAUAAUCUUCUCAAAAACAAAAAUAAUUUUCAAAAUCUUAGCGAAGAGUUGGAUGUUGAGAACAGAGCACAUGAAAAGACUAUUGUGGAAUUGAAGUGUAAAUGUGAUAAACUUGAGAGUGAUUUGACCUGUUUAGGAUCUAAAGAGCAAAUCAUUACAGACCUAAUGGCUGAAACAGAUGCAUUGAGAGCUGAAAAAGAUAUUUUGGAAAAAGAAAAUGCUGCAAUGAAGAAGAAAGUGAAUAAAUUAGAAAAUAAAUUGUUCCAAUGUAUUUGUACAAUAUGUGAUACUACCCACGAUAAAUGUUCGAUGAUGAACUGUAUUUUCAAAGAAUAUUCAGAUAUUAGCAAACAAUGUGAAAAGUUGUUCCCUAAGGCCAAAGAUAUAGGCAUACAAACGAUAUAUGAACAAUCAUUAAGAGAUAUAAAUACCUCCACAAAAUCCAUUAAACAAGUAAUGGCUGCUGUACCUCUCAGAGAUGAACAAUCUAGUAGAGCCAUCACAAGUCGGAGUACACUUCCAAUUCCAAGUACAUGCCAAUGUAAAAGAGACACCAUUAUAUCGUCAUUGUAUCAGAGUGUGGAUACUGCUAGCCCCUUCACAUACAAACAAUCAAGUGAUAUAGAGAGUCAAAAUAAAAUUAAAUCCCCCUUAAACGUUAUAGUAGAAGAAAGCAGUACAGGAACUUUAAAUGAAAAUGAAGAAGAAAUAGAGAAAAUUGACGAAUUUAAGCAGCCCAUUUUGGAAAUUUGUCCAGAAGUAGAGGAACGGCAAAAAUAUGUUAUAGAUAAUGUAACAUCAAUAUGUAAAAUUAUUCAAGUAGGCACCGAAGAACGGUUCAUUAGAAGAACAAGGUUAGAUAGUGAUAGAGAAAUGUCAAAACUUACAUAUAGGUCAUCUUUUAGAUCACCAAAGAAUUCAUGAGUUAUUUAAAAAUUUAAAUUUUCUGAUUAUUAAUGUUGAGUUUGUUGCAUUUGUAAUAAGUAAGAUAUGUCAAUUCAAUAAAAAGUAAGAGUAUUGUGAUAAA
Molecule: messenger RNA, 2962 nt
Organism: Harmonia axyridis
Lineage: Eukaryota; Metazoa; Arthropoda; Insecta; Coleoptera; Coccinellidae
Product: testis-specific gene 10 protein-like
Exons: 14
Coding region: 130-2859 (909 amino acids)
Source: RefSeq, a predicted model, not a curated record